Messenger RNA from Aspergillus terreus NIH2624, 2655 nucleotides. RefSeq names its product GTPase-activating protein RGD2. Lineage: Eukaryota; Fungi; Ascomycota; Eurotiomycetes; Eurotiales; Aspergillaceae. Gene Ontology annotation, molecular function: GTPase activator activity. Bases 1 to 2655 code for a protein of 884 amino acids. Gene Ontology annotation, biological process: cytoskeleton organization; small GTPase-mediated signal transduction. Gene Ontology annotation, cellular component: cell division site; cytoplasm; division septum. The record is from RefSeq and is a predicted model, not a curated record. The transcript is spliced from 5 exons.
AUGCCUGGCUUUGCAGAUUCCUUCUGGACGCCUGACUAUGCCACGGGCCUGGGCGUUCUGUAUGGGAAACUGCAGCAGGGUGUGGCUGAGAACAAGCAGAUCCUCACAAUCGCAUCCAUGCGUGCGGAUGCCGAGGAGCUGUAUGGGUACCGACUGGGGGAGAUUGCGCCGACUGUGGACCGCAUAACGACGGGAUUCGGAAAGGAUGAUGGGGCUAGCGUGAGGAAGGCGUAUGAAGGUGUUCGGACUGAGAUGAUCGAAGCGUCCAGGAACCAUCAGAAGAUCGCAUCGAAUAUUCGCGAACUCGUCGUGUCGCCGUUUCGGCGCUGGUGCGACCAGCACGAACUUCGCAUUGAGCAUUCGCACGACGACCUCCAGGCGCGCAUCAAGGAACACACGAAGCAGGUAGAGCUUGUCAAGAAGCUGCGAAGCCAGUACUUCAACAAAUGUCGCGUGGUCGAAGACCUCGAAGAAGAGAACAAACUCGCGUUCCAGGCCCCCGAGACCAGUCCCAAGGUCAAGCCGACGCCGAAGAUCGUCCUGCCCGAUGAACAGGUAGAGGAGGAAGAGCCGGUGGAGAUUGGGGAGCGGGUCUACGCCCCUGAGGAUCUCAAGAAACUACUGGUGCACAUGCUGGAAAAUAUCAAGAUCGGCGAGGUGAAGGUGCCUAUCAUCGGAACCUACCAAAACACCUCGACUGGUGUCGAUAUUGUUGAAUACACUCAGAAGCACAUGAAUGCCAGCAGUGUCAACUAUUCGGAGAUGAUCGGCCAGGACCUCGUCGACAACGGUUUCCUUCGCCUCGUGGGCAACAUGGGCAGCACGUUUGCCAAUAGCUCCAAGAUGCACUACCAGUGGCGUCCCAAGGUGUUCCAGGUCACUGGUAUCCCGGAGAAGAAGAAGCCUCUGAUGCGUGUGACCUCGAUCGCCAGCAGCGAGGACGGUAGUGAGUCGCCGAUCACUUCUGUCUCGGAGAUGUUGGCUGGCUGGAAUCCGCUCAACAACCCCUACCCGAAUGAAACGCCUGCCGAGAAACUGCGCCGAGAAGCCCGGGAGGCCGAUGAAAGGUACAAGGCCGCUGUGCGGAAGCUUGAUCAGAUCAGAUGCAGACUUGAGGAGGAGAUCGUGGAGAACCUUCGCUUUAUGGAGCAGUGCGAGCUGGACCGGCUCAAAGCGAUCAAGGCCGUUGUCUUGGAUUUCUCUGGCGCCAUCAGCAACGUGAUCCCAAAUCUGCAGAGCACGGUGGAUCAUAUGAUGCUUUACCAAGAGACGAUCCAACCCCUUGGAGAUCUUAGAUACCUCCUCGAAAACUAUAGAACGGGCGGCUUCGUCCCCCGGGUCCAGGCCUACGAGAACUACUACGGCUCUGUGGAAGGAUCUAACUUUUCAGACCAAAACUUUGGCGUCGACCUUGAAGCGAGAGCAAGGGCGGACCGGAAGCGAGUCCCUGUUAUCUUGACUACGAUUCUGACCUACCUUGACAACCGCUAUCCGGAACUGGAAGGCGACGAGGCUCGACGUGCCAUUUGGCUCUAUGAUGUUCCCUUGGCCGCCACGCACAGGCUCCGCAAUGAAUUGAACAACAGCAAGGUUGACUAUCAGGAGGUCCUUCAACGAUAUGAGGUCCCGGUUGUGGCCAGCGUGCUCAAGCUGUACCUUCUCGAGCUGCCGGACUCUCUCGUGUCCUCCCAGGUUUACGAGAUUGUGAAGACCAUAUACUCUACGACGGCCCACGAGACGACGGAAGAGGGACGUAUCAAAGUCUUGCAGAGCACACUUGGUCAGCUCCGUCUCAACAACAUCGCCACUCUUGACGCCCUUAUGACCCAUUUCACGCGCUUGAUUGAUCUUACGUCUGCCGAUGAGGCAUACAUUGCUUCUCUGGCCCAAGCACUAUCUCCUUGCAUUCUCCGUCCUCGUACGGAAAGCAGUCUUACGAUGAACGAGCGCCACAGCUAUCGUCUGAUCCGUGACUUGUUCGCCCACAAGGAUUCUAUUUUUGGUGAAUUGAAGCGCCAGUCCAGCGGCCUGGGAAUCGGAGGAUCUGCCAGCCGUCCACGUGCUAUCAGCACUGAUGAGAGUAACCGUCGGGCCGCCAUGGAGGCCCGCAACCGUGCCAUCGUUGAUCGCAGCAGGGCCAACAGCCCGGCGCCUCCCCGGAAGCACCGUCGUGACCGCUCUAGCGGCGCGUCUGAAGUCGGCCGAUUCCCCAUCAAUGUCAGCCCAACCGAGAGACGGACUACAACCAGGAACAGCCUGGACGUCCCCAGCACCACCACAUCCCCGACUGGCGCUGACGAGAUGACAACCGUCAACAUCAAUGCUUCCGAAACUGUCGCUAACGGUACUUCGAAUGACUCCCCUGCAUCUGCUGCCACCACUGAAAGUCCCACCUCGGGAGGCGCUUCCACCCCUCCCGCGGCUCCCGGAUCGGACGAUUCUCCUACUCCGACUCCCACGCCCGCCCUUGAUGGGGCCGAGAAGCGAGUCUCCGUCCCCCGGUCUGGUGCCAUUACCCGCAAGCCCGGUCUUGGUAGCCGAUCGAGCUUCCCUGCGGCUGCGAUCAGUGACAGCCCCGUGGACAGCAAACGGAGCAGCGUGGCCGAUACUGAGCCCAAGGGCGUUACGUUAGAAGAUAAGCCGAUGGACGACUGA